UGCCCAGAGAAGACGUGCCCUGCUUCCAUCUCCAAGCCCGUGAGCAAAUGGAUUGCUUUGAGAAUGGAAAGUUUUGUACUCAAACGGGUUCCCAGCAGCACAGGGACAGCAGUGGCUCUCAGGUGAAUGAGGCUGACAGACCUGUCAAACGUCUCAGAAGAAAGAGGAGGCUGCUUCUGGAGUCUGAGGAUGACGAGGAAAAUGCAGAUGAGGAUGAGGAGAAGAAUAAAUCAAAUAAUAUGAAAAGCCGCAGAAACACUAAACCAAUAAAACAAGUUGUUCCUGGAAAGAAGAAGGUAUGGAACUGGGUUUCCUACUUAGAAGAAGAACGGAUGCCAGCUGCUCCUCUAAAGCUGUUCCGAGAGUAUCAGUCAUUCCCACAAGGCCGGAAUGGAUUUAAAGUUGGGAUGAAAUUGGAAGGGCUGGAUCCUGAACACCCCUCUCGGUUUUGUGUCCUUUCGGUGGCUGAGGUGCAAGGGUACAGAAUGCGAUUACAUUUUGACGGUUAUCCAGAGUGCUACGACUUCUGGGUUAAUGCUGAUUCCUCAGACAUCCAUCCUGUUGGCUGGUGUGAAAAAACAAGCCAUAAGCUGCUCCCUCCUAAAGGUUUCAAAGAAGGAGAAUUUAAUUGGACUUCCUAUUUGAAGAAUUGCAAAGCUCAAGCAGCUCCAAAAAGCCUUUUUAAGACCCUCAGCACUCCUGUCACACCCUCUGGUUUUCGUCUGGGAAUGAAACUAGAGGCAGUGGACAAGAAGAAUCCAUCACUGAUGUGUGUCGCGACCAUCACGGACAUGGUGGAUAACCGCCUGCUCGUUCACUUCGAUAACUGGGAUGAGAGUUACGACUACUGGUGUGAAGCGAGCAGCCCCUAUAUUCGUCCUGUUGGCUACUGCCAAGAAACUGGAACCCCACUGACAACACCACCUGGAUACAAAGAUUCCAAAGCCUUCUCAUGGGAGAAAUACUUGGAAGAAACCAACUCCCAGGCAGCCCCAGCAAGAGCAUUCAAACUGCGUCCAGCUCACGGCUUCCAAGUUAAUAUGAAGUUAGAGGCUGUGGACAGAAGAAAUCCCAUCUUGAUAAGAGUGGCAACAAUAGUUGACAAAGACGACCAUCGCAUUAAGAUCCAUUUUGAUGGUUGGGACCGUAAUUACGAUUUCUGGGUCGAUGCAGACAGCCCCGACGUUCACCCAGUAGGCUGGUGUGCAAAAACCGGACACGCUUUGCAAGUCCCUCUAGGUGCUGUUGACCGAGUGGGAACAGUGGGACAAGCGUGUCCUACUCCAGGCUGCCACGGCAUCGGCCACGUCAGGGGACCGCGAUAUGGGACACAUUAUACAUUAAUUGGCUGCCCAUAUUCUGAUGUGAACCUCAACAGAGAAAACUUGUUACAGGACCGCCUGAGUGGGGAGAGACCUUCCCCUGGCCAUAGCCUGCAGAAAGGCAAGAGGCUGGAGACUCCUGCCCCGUUUCUGUUGGGAGCGGGAGAGUCUUCUCAGGAGAAAUCCAGAAAAUGUGCACAAGACAGUGAAAAGUUGUGUCAAAGCGAUGUUCACAGUCCGUCGGAAACCAAGAGAGAGAGAGACUGGGUGGAAGAGGAUUCCUCUGCGGACAUCAAAGCCGAACAAAAAAAGCUUGGUUGCUCGCAUGCCUAUAUAAAGUUCCAGCUGGUGAAACAGGAAAGCAAUGGGAAAGACUCCGAUUUGGAUCUCCAGCAAGCCCUCCACCAGUCUAUCUUCAUGCCUUCCCUGGCCUCUAACCCGACCCACCGCCUCCAUCUCUGCUGGGAGCAGCACUGCAAGCUCUUGCCAGAGGUCUCGGGCCUCACGGCCAAACACGUGGCCAAAUGGACCGUGGAAGAGGUGGUAAGCUUUAUCCAGCGUUUGCCUGGUUGCAAAGAACAAGCGUCUGUUUUCAGGGAAGAGCAAAUCGAUGGCGAGGCCUUCCUGCUCCUGAACCAGAGCGACAUAGUUAAAAUCCUCAGUAUCAAGCUGGGUCCUGCCCUGAAGAUCUACAACGCCAUUCUCAUGUUCAAGUCUGCAGAAGAGAACUGA
Apaloderma vittatum (bar-tailed trogon) is the source of this 2054-nucleotide messenger RNA. Its product is annotated as lethal(3)malignant brain tumor-like protein 3. Gene Ontology annotation, cellular component: nucleus. Gene Ontology annotation, biological process: regulation of DNA-templated transcription. The record is from RefSeq and is a predicted model, not a curated record. Gene Ontology annotation, molecular function: protein binding; zinc ion binding. NCBI's taxonomy places the organism in Eukaryota, Metazoa, Chordata, Aves, Trogoniformes, Trogonidae. The annotation marks the transcript as partial. The transcript is spliced from 19 exons.